CCAUGAUCGGGUCCGUUGCGUCCCAUCGAAACAGGAAGUUUUCAGAGCGCACAGGCGAGCCAGUUAGCCGCGGGCUACAUGCGCGCUCUUCACGUUUCAACAAGUGAUUGGUAUGGUAUUGACUAUCCGUCAUAUGACGACAAGCUAUAAACUCCGUGACAAGUGUGAUUAUUUUAGCGGGGAUUCCGCAUAAACAGCCUGGAGAUUAGCCGACUAGCUAGCAGUUAAGCUAACAGUAAACUGGUCACGAAGCACGUAAAAUAACGUUUACUGUCAGCGUGCUUUUUCCGCAUGAUCGUCCACAUUGCGUUGCAGUGUCUUUUACCAUCAUAUCGUAUUAUCUAGCUGACCAGACGGUACCGUAACAUGAAGUUAUGGAGGAGCGUAAGCUAAAGAGAAAGAGUCCCAGGACCUCCAACAACACCGAUGCCCCGACCGGUGGCUCCGGCCGGAAGAACAACGCUUCCUCCGGGGGACGGCACGUCGGCUCCGGCCACAACGCCGGGGCUCGCUCCAGCCAGAGGAACAAAAAUAGGAGGGGAGGGAGAGACAAACCCAGGCAUCACAUGGGUGUAGGUGGCAGGUCUGCUCUGAACCAGGGCCAGGCAGCACCGAUCAUCCAGCACUCCUUUCUGACGGAUGUCUCAGAUGUUCAGGAGAUGGAGAACGGCCUCCUCAGUCUCCUCAACGACUUCCACUCAGGGAAACUACAAGCAUUUGACAACGAGUGCUCCAUUGGCCAGAUGGAGCACGUGAGAGAGAUGCAGGAGAGGCUGGCACGUUUGCACUUUGACCUCUACAACGAGGUGGACGAAAUGCCCGAGGACCAGAGGAAAGUAGCCUCCGACACCAACAUGGACAAAUUACUUCUUAAUCUUGAGGAGCUGAGUUCUUCCAUUCAGAAACUGAACCUCGCCGACUCCCAAGAGGUCCCGAGGACUGCCAGUGUGUGAUGCGUGCCACUGCAGCAGACACGGUGAAGCCAGUUCCAGGCACCUUUUCUCUUUAAGUAUUGUGGCAGUUCACCAGCGACAGUACUGCAGGACGGGUCUCCUGUAAGGCGUCACAGCAGGGAUGCACUAGAUUCACUGCAUUUACUAUUUUUAUCGUGGAAUACUGUAGAAUCUGACUAAACGGCAGGAUGACAGUAAUCAACCUCCUGAGAUAUGAUUUCUUCUGAUAAAUCAGAUACCGGGUUUUCUCACUCUCACAGUUUUAUAGAACGAGUAAUGUGAAUAAUAUUUUAGGCUACAGUACGAUGUAAUCUUUAAAAAUUUGCAAAGGUAAAGUCACGUUUUUUAAAUGGUUUAGAUGCGCAAUGCAUUACUAACCAAAGUGAUAUUGAUAUAAACCACUCACCUAGUUUUGUCCAACCAGCGAUUCUUCCUUGAAAUGAAAAUCUUCAGUGUUUAUCAGCUUGGAUUUAAGUGUGUUGACUUUGACCUUGCUCCUGUAGCUAUUCUCAGAUGUAUAUAUUUAUCAAAUCACUCUGUUGCACUUUGUCUUAAUUGUUGUCUUGGCUCAAUAAGUGUCUUUAAUGCCACAAACAAACGACCGGGGGCAAACCUAUUAAAAUAUAACGUUUAUAACAUAGAGCUACCCAAUCAUGCAUUUUAUCUUAGACAAUAAAAAAGGUUUCCUGGUGGCAUUGUAGUGAAAUUUAAACAAUAGGAGCUGCGCCGUUCGAUAAUUAGCAGCAACCCCAGUUUGUGACUUUGCAUCUCCUGCUCGAUGGGAGCGGCCAGACAUCAGCUCCAGCAGCCUGUGUUGUGCCGUGUUGAAUAUAUUUGCACAUAUCCACAGAACAUGCAAAACACAUCAUCACUAGUGUGUUGGUUUGACGCUUGAAAUGACGCUGAAAAUUGAGUGUUGACUCACAGCCAUGCCUUAAUGUUUGAUUUAAAUAUUGUUGCGUUCUACCCUUUUGAAUUGACUUGCACGGGGCAGGUUCUGUCUUAAGAUAAUAUCGGAUCAUUUGAUGCUGCUUUAAAUGUGAAUCCUACUUUAUUUUGUCACUUCGUGUUUUAACCAGUGUUGGAGUGUUUUACUAAAUGUUUGGUGGUUGUAUUUUCAUUGCCCUAAUAAACAUGUGGUCUGAAUAUACUGGCUACAGCAUUUAAGCAA
This is a messenger RNA of Gasterosteus aculeatus aculeatus (three-spined stickleback), 2124 nucleotides long. It is a transcript of the gene ccdc28a, whose product is annotated as coiled-coil domain containing 28A. The record is from RefSeq and is a predicted model, not a curated record. NCBI's taxonomy places the organism in Eukaryota, Metazoa, Chordata, Actinopteri, Perciformes, Gasterosteidae.